GUGGCGUGAGACGUGGGAGGGAGGGUGUGCUCCCGCGAGAACUCUGCCUUUCGGCCCGUGGCUUGUGUCCGGCAGUGCCUCGUCCUCGGAAGGUCCCCUCGGGUCGCCCGGAGCGGCACUUAGAGUUGGAACAAUGAACAGAAUGAGUACCUCACAGGACCAGAGUGGCUGCUCCGGUAAUAGAGAACCCCUUUUGAGGUGUUGUGAUGCACGGAGGGACUUGGAGCUUGCUAUUGGUGGAGUUCUCCGAGCUGAACAGCAAAUUAAAGAUAACUUGCGAGAGGUCAAAGCUCAGAUUCAUAGCUGCAUAAGCCGCCACCUGGAAUGCCUUCGAAGCCGUGAGGUGUGGCUUUAUGAACAGGUAGAUCUCAUCUAUCAGCUUAAGGAGGAGACACUUCAGCAGCAGGCCCAACAGCUCUACUGGUUACUGGGUCAGUUCAACUGUCUUAUUCAUCAGCUGGAGUGUACCCAAAACAAAGAUCUAGCCAAUCAAGUUUCUGUGUGCCUGGAGAGACUGGGUAGUUUGACCCUCAAACCUGAAGAUUCGACUGUCCUACUCUUUGAAACAGACACAACUGCUUUGCGCCAGGCCAUCACCACAUUUGGGUCCCUCAAGACCAUCCAAAUUCCUGAGCACCUGAUGGUUCAUGCUGGUUCAUCAAAUAUUGGGCCCUUCCUGGAGAAAAAAGGCUAUAUCCCAUUGCCAGAGCAGAAGUCAGUAUCCAGCACCACAGCUGUCCCUCUCAGCGAAUGGCUCCUUGGAAGCAAACCUGCCAGAGGUCAUCGGUCUCCUUACAUACCCAGCACCAACCUCCAGGACUGGCUUACCCAAAAGCAGACCGUGGAGAAUAGUCAGACUUCUGCCAGAGCCUGCAAUUUCUUCAGUAAUGUCUGGGGCAACCUAAAGGGCUUGGAAAACUGGCUCCACAAGAGUCAGCAACAAGAAGUUCCUGAAAAACCAAGUUACCAGAAGUGUAACAGCUAUUCUACCACUAGUUCUUACUCCACUGAGAUUGAAAAGGUUGGUGAUCUAGAGCUUCUUGAUCAAGAUGAGAUGGACCUUUCUGAUUGGCUGGUGACUCCCCAGGAAUCCCAUAAGCUAGAGAAGUCCAGGAAUGACAGCUGUGAAACCAGUGAGAAGUUUAAGCUCUUGUUCCAGGUGUUCCAGGAGUCCUAUAGUGUGAAUGAUUGGCUUGUCAAGCCCGAUUCCUGUACCCGUUGUCAGGGCAACCAGCCCAAAGGUGUGGAGAUUGAAAACCUGGGCAAUUUGAAGUGCCUGAAUGACCACUUGGAGGCCAAGAAACCCUUGUCCACCCCCAGCAUGAUUACUGAGGAUUGGCUUGUCCAGAACUGUCAGGACCCAUAUAAAGUAGAGGAAGUAUGCAAAGCCAAUGAGCCCUGUACAAGCUUUGCAGAGUGUGUGUGUGAUGAAAAUUGUGAGAAGGAAGCUUUGUGUAAAUGGCUUCUGAAGAAAGAAGGAAAGGAUAAAAAUGGUAUGCCUGUGGAACCAAAACCUGAGCCUGAGAAGCAUAUAGAUUCCCUGAAUAUGUGGCUCUGUCCUUCCAGAAAAGAGGCAACAGAACAAGCUAAGGUACCAAAAGCAAUGGCUCCUUCUAGAAUUGCUGAUUCCUUCCAAGUCAUAAGGAACAGUCCCUUGUCAGAGUGGCUCAUCACACCCUCAUGCAAAGAAGGAUAUCCCAAGGAAGUGCCUAGUACCGAGGACAGAGCUGGCAAACAAAAUCUUAUGAGCCCCGUGGCCACUUCUUGGUGUCCCUUUAAGACAGCUGACUGGGUCUUGCCAGGAAAGAAGACAGGAAACCUCAGCCAGUUAUCCUCAGGAGAAGACAAGUGGCUACUUCGAAAGAAGGCCAAGGAAGUAUUACUUAAUUCACCCCUACAGGAGGAAUGUAACUUUCCCCCAGACCGUUAUGGCCUUCCAGCAGUUUGUGAUCUCUUUGCCUGUAUGCAGCUUAAAGUUGAUAAAGAAAAGUGGUUGUAUCGAACUCCUCUACAGAUGUGAAGGAAUGAAGUACCAUUGUCAAGCAACUUUUCUGCAGAUUAUCACACAUCCAUGAGCCGAGUGACUGUGGCUUGCUAAAUCUUUAUGUUUCUGGGUCUGACCAGUCAGCUUAGUUCCUUUCCUGCCUAAUUUUGAACUAGUGAAGAGAAAUAAGUCAUCAAAUUAUGAGUUACUCUGUAAAAGAAAAAGGCUGUUGAUUGAUGCUGAGGUGAUUCAGUUCCUUCUUACAGAAGUAUUAACUUAAUUCACCCCUAUGCUAGAAACAUGGCAUCUUUGUGGAUAGGUCUUUUUCAUAAGCCUCCAUGGCUCCUUAGAUUGGGUUGUUACUAGAAGUACAUUAAGACACUGUAGUUUAAAAAAACGAAAUAGUUCUUUAAUCAAGGUAUGUUGUGGUAUUCUAAAGCUAGUUAACUUCUCUAACCUUUUGACUGCCCUUUAGAUGCUUCCCUUGCUGUGGGUUUCCUUCCAUUAGUGGUAGAAAUAAUGAUUCUUCUGUUUAAUAAUUAACCUUGCCAAUAUAGUGAUUUUUUUCUUACCAAAUGUGUAUAACAAUCUUGGCAGUUUUGAAAUGAAUUAUAAAACAUUUUAGCCUACAUGUUAGAUUCUACAUUAGUUUUCUUCUUUUGAAAGAAAUUCGGCUAGUGCACAUUUUGUCUUGAUUCCCUUCUCUAAAUGUUAUUGAAGUAUCUAGUGAGCUCUUUUAAGAAGGGCUCUGUAUUGCUUCAAGACUAUAUUCAGGGUAGUUGUAGCCUCUUUCAAACUAUUCUGAAGAACUACAGGCACAAGAGCCCCAGUGCCAACUAAUUAAAGAGCAAAAGGCAAGACAUGUUGGAAAUGUAGUACUUGAAAUAUUCACUAGCCUAAGGGUUACUGGUGCAUCCUGUGUAAAGGGAAGCUGAGCUUCACACCUGGUGCUUUCAACUAGGAAUAAAUGAAACAUCCUCUCACUGCACGCAUAGUAUACCUGUACCUCUAAAAGUAUAAUGCAGUGACGUUUUAGUGAACAGGCCAUUUUGAACACUUGUGCCUUGGGGUGUUUAUUGAAGCUUUAUGGAAACUAUUGAUGUUUUCUCAAUAUCCUUAAAGUCAUGUCCAUGCUUUAAAGUUUCUCUGUAGGAGAGAAAUGGGAUUUAUAGUUUUUAAAUUCUCUGCGAUAUCUUAGCUGCUUUCCAGGCUUUUACACACAUUAAGCCACUUGACUUGCCUGUGUUAUUGGAAAUAACUUACAAAGUCUGAGAUAUGGUCCUCUAGAAAGCCCUUUUGGGGAAGCUUCAGAAUCUGUGUCCUUGCCAUGCAGCUUCAUUAGAAUUCUUGAACCACAGCUGAAAAGAGCCUCCUAUUAUUUUUUAGUACCCUGAUACCAUUUAGAACUUUAAUAAAGGUGGUGGUAAAAACUUAAGGAGCCUUUCCAUUAUCUUAGGUCGCAGGAAACUUUAUAGUUUUUGAGGCUUAACACCACUUGUAGUCCUAAAUUUAAUCACUAUGCUAAUAAGUAUGUAAAACAUUCUUUUGCAUUGAUGCAUUUUGUACCUCCCUCCAUUAAAAGCAUAACAGCCA
Ceratotherium simum simum (southern white rhinoceros) is the source of this 3577-nucleotide messenger RNA. RefSeq names its product nuclear receptor coactivator 4 (gene NCOA4). The record is from RefSeq and is a predicted model, not a curated record. Gene Ontology annotation, biological process: response to hormone; intracellular iron ion homeostasis. NCBI's taxonomy places the organism in Eukaryota, Metazoa, Chordata, Mammalia, Perissodactyla, Rhinocerotidae. Gene Ontology annotation, molecular function: transcription coactivator activity.